AUGCGUUUCCAAUCUCUCACUCUGCUGGCUGGCGCCGCCAUCGCCGCCGCCGACAGCACCGUCACUCUUUUCCUGCCUGGUUUCGAUACGCAGCCCCUUGACGGGAAAAUUCUCGGCUCAAGUGGCGCCAUGACCACCUAUAGUCUCAACUGCCCCAGUGGAGAGGACUCCAGCGACUGCGGAGUUCCCCCGGGGUUCAUCGUCACGCAAGGAGGUUCAUCUAUGAAAUAUGGCUAUAGCUACGAUUCCGAGACCGUCUCUGAAGAUUGCAAAUUUCAGGGUACCACUCGUGCCACCUGCUGGGCUAACAUUGUUUCUGACGGCUCUUCUUCGUCAAUGAGCACCGCUUUUGAUGUCACGUCUAUUCCCUACGGUGGCUUCAUGCCUGUCCACGUCACUGCUACCGAGUCUGGCGGUGCUGCGGCUUCAACUGGUGCUUCUGUUUCUGCUACUACGGCCACCGCUACCGGAACUUCCACGGGUACUUCCACUGGAUCCGCUACCACUCUCACCAGUACUGGCUCUGAUAGCAGCACCGCUACGGCUUCUUCCAGCAAGACUGAGUCUACAAACGCUGCUAUGCCCAAGAUGACUGGUAACGCUCGCUGGGUGGCUGGCGGUGCCGCCGCUGCUCUGGCUCUGAUUGCUGUUUAA
Messenger RNA from Penicillium atrosanguineum, 654 nucleotides. RefSeq lists its product as uncharacterized. The record is from RefSeq and is a predicted model, not a curated record. Bases 1 to 654 code for a protein of 217 amino acids. Lineage: Eukaryota; Fungi; Ascomycota; Eurotiomycetes; Eurotiales; Aspergillaceae. The transcript has 3 exons.